AGGAUGGGCAGCAAGAGCACAUAGCAAUUUGGCCACACGAACGCAUCCAAAAGAGCAGCGCACCUGCUUGAUAGAAGCGCCAAACUCGGUUUUCCACCGCUCUGCGAACAACAGCGUUCCGUAGCGCCCCAGUAAAUCGGCCGUACUCUCUGAACACCCAGAGCUCUCACACUGCCACAGCUGCGACCGCCCCUCGCACAGCUCUCUGACCACCGCAGAGCGCUCGCACCCACCACCACCACUCCACACGACGAUAUAUGGCCGACAACUCCCUCGCCGACAUCCUAAUCUUAGCGGUCUUGUGCCUCGCCGGCAUCGGGAGCGCGGCCUACGUCGUCCUCAGACGCCUCCAGCGCGUCGAGAGCCAGGCGCUGGGCGACGUCGAGCUGCAAGACCUCAAAAGGGACGAGGACCUGACGUUCGAGGGACAAGUGGUGAAAGGAGACGUCUUCCUCCCGCAAGGACUAUGAGUAGUCUACGCGACGCGGUGCGCGAUAAAUUAAGAGAAGACAAGGUCAAGCUCUGGCUGCCGCCCUACGACGACGCAUCAAAGGUGGACGCGCUGGCGAAGACCUACGCUGGAGUGCUGGAAGCUCCGGAACAGGACGUCGCGGCGCACCUCGCCGACCUGAGGCAGAGCGCCCUCGCCAAGCUCGCGCAACGGACACUCAUCACUUUGCAAGGCACCAACUUCUCGGUGCGCGUAUCCACAGAGCUCCCGGGCGCCGUGGCGCGCGCCGCCGUCGCCGCGGCUUUAGGGCAUGACGUGCGCACGCAGCACGUGCGCAUCGUUGGAGGUGGUAAAGCGCUCACGGACGCGGAAUCAUUAAAAGAGCAGGGCUGGCCCGCCGACGCGACGCGCAACGGCGAAGGAUUGCGGUGCGUCGUAGCUUGUACUCCUAAAACGGAGGACAUGCUGGACCCGGACGCCCUCGCCGCGAACGAGCGGCGCCGCGUCCUCGAGGCCUGUGACGUCCUCGCCAGCGAUAGGCACUUUUCUUUAAGCGACGGCGGCUCCGGGCGACGCGUGGACGUCCACCACGCCGCGAGGGCGCCGCUGGUGCGAGCUUUAUGUUGCCACGCGCGGGGCCGGCAAGCGUUAGGAGAUGGAAUGAGCGGAGGAAGCCGCGCCGUCGACGCUGUGGCGUGGCUGCGAGAGGCCGACGCGGAGUUUCAGAAGGCCGUCGCCGCGAGUCCCGGGCUCCGCGACCUUGCGAACCUGGGGUUCCUGCAGCUCGACCUCGUGCGGGCGUAUUGCGCGCUCGGCGACGCGUCGAGUGUGGACGACGCCGAGCGGCGCCUGGCGGCCGCGCGGGCGGCGCUUGUGAAGCGCUACGACGCCGUUUAUGAGAGUCGCGGUGUGGAUGCGGCGAGACGGGGACGAAAGGUCCCGGCUGCAUUCGUGCCGCUCGCGCGACUGCUGGUCCUAGAGUGCGUCGCGGCGCGCGCGCGCGGCCAGCAGGCGGCGGACCGCAUCCGCGACGCCGACGCUAUGCUUGUCGCCUUAGAACACUCCGAGGCGGCGAUCCGGCCGCUGCAGGAACUGGGCCAUUCACCGCGCGCCGCCCGCGGCGCUUUACGGAGAGCCGAGGGCAACUCUAUACGAGCGGCGAACGAGCUGACGGAGCGCGCGGGGCGAUUGGCGGCGAACCGGGCACGCCCCGCGGCCAUGGCAGGCGAGGUCGCCGCUGACGGCUCUUUGAUCGACGCCGAGUCGCUGAGCCGCGUGCGAAGGGGCGCCAAGCGGGCGUCGGAGUCGGCGCGGUUGGACGCGCUGAAGCGCCACCGCAACGACGCCGACGCGGCCAUCGCUGAAUUAACCGCGCCGGUGCGUCGCCCGCGUAUACAAGUCCCGUCGCGGCGAUGGCGUACUCAUCGACCUCCACACACAGGUGGACCCGACGGCCCUGGCGUCGCUCGUCUCCAUGGGCGCCGAGGUUUCUGCCGCGGAGGACGCUUUACGCGCUACCGGCGGCAACAUCGACGCGGCGGCCGCGAAGUUGCUAGAAGCGCCCCCGCCGCAACCGCAACCGCAAGCGCCGCCGCCACCUCCUGAUCUGCCGACGGACGAUGAAGACAGAGAUGCGGCGCUGCAGGCGGCGCGCGAGCUCGUCGAGCGCGAGCUCGGCGGCGCGCUGGCGGGCGCCGACGCCGACGCCGAGGAGGGGUGCGACCUGCAGUUCGAGCGGCGGCUGCUCGACGCGAUCAUCAGCGGGGCGCUCUAAGUAUCAACACAUAU
Messenger RNA from Pelagomonas calceolata, 2239 nucleotides. NCBI's taxonomy places the organism in Eukaryota, Pelagophyceae, Pelagomonadales, Pelagomonadaceae. The record is from the annotation of a GenBank genome assembly.